Cylicocyclus nassatus is the source of this 2808-nucleotide messenger RNA. The record is from the annotation of a GenBank genome assembly. NCBI's taxonomy places the organism in Eukaryota, Metazoa, Nematoda, Chromadorea, Rhabditida, Strongylidae.
GCAUCAUUUGCAUUUUCUUAUCGCCUUAAAUUUGAUUACUCAGCUUGAAUGUCGGCGUUGGCUGUAAUGCUUGGGAACGCUCGCCUUCAUCCUGAAGAGGAGGAGGCAAUGUGCCAGGAAAACCUCGCCAAGGAGUUUACAUGGAUCCAGUCAAGUCGAGCUCGGAAGACAUUCAAUAACGUACUUUGGUCACUGCGAGAAUGCUGCAUUCGUCUACAUUUGGGCCACAAAUGCGAUCCUCGUUUGGCCGUUCCGAUAACGCAACCUCUCGCGGAAAGACACAUUCUAACCGCAAAGCAGGGAGGAGAUGCGUUGAAGGCAACUGUUACUCUUCUUGGUGAUAACGUCAUUCAAGCUGAGGUAGCGGUGAAGCAUGCCAAGUCAGCCGGUGGUAUGUUUCGUGCUGUCGCACAACCUGAUGUUCAGUGGAAAUUGCAGCAACUCCAGGACCUUGGAAAUCACAUUGCGCGUGCAUCGGUGUCCUUGUGCGAGGCAGAUGUACGAAUGUCCGAAUUGUCUCGAUCAGGAGAAUUUACCGCGGAGACCGGUGAACUGAUAUUGUCCGCUGCCCGAGAAGCUAAAAUUGAAAUAUCUGCUGCACGAACCUCUAUCCUGCUUCCAAGGAAAAAAUCACUGCUAGAACUCUGCCAUUUUCCACCCACUCGACGUUUCAAUCCUCCUCUUCCACAGGAUCAGCUGCUUUCAUUCUAUAUAUCCAGCUGCAAACUUGUUUGUGCCUCUUAUCACAUGGUACCGAAGCAGAGCGCCCCACAAGGACUUUCUAUUACAAUGGCAGAGUGCCAGUUACCUUAUCUAGAAGAAGUUUUGAAACAGUUGAAUUUGGCUUUGACUCAUAUUGAACGGCUGAUUGUGAACUUGGAGAUGUGUCAGCCAAAUUUGAGACUUGUUGUUAUCCGCUUGGGUAUUCCCUCAAUAUGCCUGGGUAUAUCUGUCGGUAUUUUCCCCAUCAAGCGUCCUUCGCGUGCCUCGCAAAGGCUAAGCACGUUCAACUUGUGCACACAUGGCUCGGUGCGAAAAGUGCAAGCUGGAUGGAGCCGUUCAAUAUUCGUGUGGAGCAUUGCGCUGCCUACUCUUACAUACAAUUGGCUGGUUUUUUGGUUUAAAAGCCUUUUGAAGUCUUACUCGAUGCUGACCGCUCGUGUCAUUUGUGCUCGCGCUUCGGCCGUCAACGCCCUCCUCUUCGCCUCGUCUAGGAAUUUCUCUAGGACUGCAUUCGCUAUGGCUGGAGUUCGCAAGGAACGAGACACCUUUGGUGAACUUGAAGUGCCAGCUGACAAGUACUAUGGAGCUCAAACCGCACGUUCAAAGAUGAACUUCAAAAUCGGUGGUCCGGAAGAGCGCAUGCCAAUUCCAGUCGUACACGCUUUUGGAAUCCUCAAAAAAGCUGCUGCGAUUGUCAACACCGAGUACGGCCUAGAUAAGAAAAUUGCCGAUGCUAUCUGCAAUGCAGCUGAUGAGGUUAUUGCGGGUAAACUUGAUGACCAUUUCCCUCUUGUUACAUGGCAAACCGGAUCUGGUACUCAAUCGAACAUGAAUGUGAACGAAGUCAUCUCAAACAGGGCAAUUGAAAUGCUUGGAGGACAGUUGGGUUCAAAGACACCUGUGCACCCCAACGAUCAUGUGAACAUGAGUCAGUCUAGCAAUGACACGUUCCCCACCGCAAUGCAUAUCGCUGUAGCUAGGGAGGUCAAUGCCCGUCUUCUACCAGCACUGAAACAGCUUCAUGACUCACUUGAGAAGAAAUCGAACGAAUUUAAGGACAUCAUUAAGAUUGGCCGUACUCACACUCAAGAUGCUGUGCCAUUGACUCUUGGUCAGGAGUUCUCUGGUUACGUGCAACAGGUUGAAAACGGCAUCGAGCGCGUUAAGUCAACAUUGCCUCGCCUUUACCAGCUAGCUGCUGGUGGUACAGCAGUAGGAACUGGUUUGAACACUCGUAAGGGCUUUGCAGAGAAAGUUGCAAAGACCGUCUCCGAUCUUACUGGAUUACCAUUCACUACUGCACCCAAUAAAUUCGAAGCUCUAGCUGCGCACGAUGCUUUAGUAGAAGUUCAUGGCGCUUUGAACACCUUAGCUGCGUCAUUCAUGAAAAUCGCCAAUGAUAUUCGUUUCCUUGGCUCUGGACCAAGAUGCGGUUUGGGAGAGCUUUCUCUUCCCGAGAACGAGCCUGGAAGCUCAAUCAUGCCUGGAAAGGUCAAUCCCACUCAAUGUGAGGCUAUGACCAUGGUUGCUGCACAGGUCAUGGGUAAUCAGGUUGCUGUCACUGUCGGAGGUUCGAAUGGUCACUUUGAGCUGAACGUCUUCAAGCCACUGAUGGUCAAAAAUGUUCUGCAGUCUACCAGGCUGCUGGCUGAUGUUGCUGUCUCAUUCUCAGUGAACUGCGUUGAUGGCAUCAAGGCUAACAAGGAGAAUAUCGCUAGGAUUAUGCGCGAAUCACUUAUGCUUGUCACUGCUCUUAAUCCACAUAUCGGCUAUGACAAUGCUGCAAAGAUUGCUAAAACCGCCCACAAGAAUGGCACUACAUUGAAGGAAGAAGCAAUCAAGUUAGGCAUCCUAACAGAGGACCAGUUCAACCAAUGGGUGAAACCAGAAAACAUGAUUGGACCCAAGUGAACUUAGGCUGUUAAGCCUGACGUGUUGUGAACACAAAGAACUAAAGCCGGUUGUUUCUGUUCAUUGUUUCUGCAUUUUAAUUAGAGAGACCUUAGUUGUAGAGUUUACUAAUGAAGUGUAUUGUAUUUAUUGACAUAUGUCUAGUAGUUAUAAAUUAGUUAGUGCUCUUUUUAU